AAAAUGAUCGGAAUCAGUCUGAUGUACAUGGAGCCAAUUAUGCUGGUGAUAGACGUCGGCGGUUUUAUGAUAAAUCAGAAGAAAUUGGUGGCCUGCACCACAACAUUGCAGGAACUUGACGAUAAAUUGAAAAAGGAGAACAUAAUCAUUGAUUACCGAAAAAUAAGGCGAAUAACCGUCACCUUGAUUGUCGUGGUGUCCAUAUUUGAGUCUGGCAUCAUGGCCUAUAAUUACAUUCAGCUCGAAGACAGUUUUUGGUUUGCUCCGCUAUAUGUGAGCACAAUUUCGAAAAUUUGGUACGUUGGGCUCGUUUACAACGUAAAACAAAAAUUUGUUGCAAUCAACUUGCACUUGGAAAAUAUGCAACGGAAGUUUAAUGACAACAAGCGGAAGAUAAAGGCAUCCUAUGACAAGGGAAAACGGUUGGAUAGCGAUCAGAUUGGAUAUUUACAUCGGGAAAUUGUUGUGAAGAAAAAUAAAGCGAACCGAACGUACGCUACCAAACGGAAACCAGACAUAUUGCAAGUACAAUCACGAAACACAUGGACGGGUGAGCUGUACGGUUCACAUAAAUUUCAACAAACUAUCAAGGAAAAUGAUGUGCAUACCGUUGUUGGCGAUAAGUUGGACAAGAAAUUGCUGGUGCUGACACAGUUGCAUUUCGAAAUAGCAGAAAUAUCGAAAACUGUCAAUCAAAUGUUCAGUUUUCAAAUGCUUUUUCUAAUGGCAUACGGAUUCAUGGCCAUUACAGCUCGAAUAUAUUUUGUCUAUACAGGACUGGCGGGACAGUCAAUUCCAGUUGAGUUUCGAUCUGCACAAAGCGCCCCAGUGUCGAUAAUAUUCAUAGCGUACACCGGUGCUAAAUGUGCUACGGUGAUAAUGUUGAGUUGGAAGACGAAAAUCGACGGUCAGAAAACUGGAGUUUACAUUCAUAAAGUUGCAACAGCUGUGGAUGAAGACCACUGCUAUCAGACUGUCAAUCAUCUCUCACUGAAAUUGAUGAACCAUUGGAUAAAUUUCACUGCUUGCGGUUUUUUUGAACUCGAUAUGGCCACUCUGUAUGCAAUCACCGGUGCUGUUACGAGUUACAUCAUCAUUCUGAUUCAAUUCAAUUUGGCUUAUCAACGCACCAGAUCUGCAGGUGGUAACGAAACGCUAGUGAACUCAACCAAUUUAACGAACGCAUCCAACGCUUAAUGAAAUUGAGAUUAAAAUCGCACGAAACAUUAUUUGAACUGAUUUUGACGAGA
This is a messenger RNA of Bradysia coprophila, 1250 nucleotides long. Its product is annotated as gustatory receptor for bitter taste 66a-like. Gene Ontology annotation, cellular component: axon; membrane; neuronal cell body. The record is from RefSeq and is a predicted model, not a curated record. NCBI's taxonomy places the organism in Eukaryota, Metazoa, Arthropoda, Insecta, Diptera, Sciaridae. Gene Ontology annotation, biological process: sensory perception of taste; chemosensory behavior; male courtship behavior.